Bacillus rossius redtenbacheri is the source of this 1644-nucleotide messenger RNA. Its product is annotated as basic salivary proline-rich protein 2-like. The transcript has 12 exons. NCBI's taxonomy places the organism in Eukaryota, Metazoa, Arthropoda, Insecta, Phasmatodea, Bacillidae. The record is from RefSeq and is a predicted model, not a curated record. Bases 1 to 1644 code for a protein of 547 amino acids.
AUGGAGCGAGCAAGGGCGGACCACGUGAGCGGCCCCAGAGCGAGGAAGGGCGGACCGCGUGAGCGGCCCCGGAGCGAGGAAGGGCGGACCGCGAGCGCCCCCGGAGCGAGCAAGGGCGGACCACAGCGAGGAAGGGCGGACCACGUGAGCGGCCCCGGGGCGAGGAAGGGCGGACCACGUGAGCGGCCCCGGAGCGAGCAAGGGCGGACCGCAUGCACAGCCCCGGAGCGAGGAAGGGCGGACCGCGUGAGCGGCCCCAGAGCGAGGAAGGGCGGACCACCCCCGGAGCGAGGAAGGGCGGACCGCGUGAGCGGCCCCAGAGCGAGGAAGGGCGGACCACGUGAGCGGCCCCGGAGCGAGCAAGGGCGGACCGCAUGCACAGCCCCGGAGCGAGGAAGGGCGGACCGCGUGAGCGGCCCCAGAGCGAGGAAGGGCGGACCACCCCCGGAGCGAGGAAGGGCGGACCGCGUGAGCGGCCCCAGAGCGAGGAAGGGCGGACCACGUGAGCGGCCCCGGAGCGAGCAAGGGCGGACCGCAUGCACAGCCCCGGAGCGAGGAAGGGCGGACCGCGUGAGCGGCCCCAGAGCGAGGAAGGGCGGACCACCCCCGGAGCGAGGAAGGGCGGACCGCGUGAGCGGCCCCAGAGCGAGGAAGGGCGGACCACAGCGAGGAAGGGCGGACCGCGUGAGCGGCCCCAGAGCGAGGAAGGGCGGACCACGUGAGCGGCCCCGGAGCGAGCAAGGGCGGACCGCAUGCACAGCCCCGGAGCGAGGAAGGGCGGACCGCGUGAGCGGCCCCGGAGCGAGCAAGGGCGGACUGCAUGCACAGCCCCGGAGCGAGGAAGGGCGGACCGCCCCCGGAGCGAGGAAGGGCGGACCGCGUGAGCGGCCCCGGAGCGAGCAAGGGCGGACCGCAUGCACAGCCCCGGAGCGAGGAAGGGCGGACCGCGUGAGCGGCCCCAGAGCGAGGAAGGGCGGACCACGUGAGCGGCCCCGGAGCGAGCAAGGGCGGACCGCAUGCACAGCCCCGGAGCGAGGAAGGGCGGACCGCGUGAGCGGCCCCAGAGCGAGGAAGGGCGGACCACCCCCGGAGCGAGGAAGGGCGGACCGCGUGAGCGGCCCCGGAGCGAGCAAGGGCGGACCACCCCCGGAGCGAGGAAGGGCGGACCGCGUGAGCGGCCCCGGAGCGAGCAAGGGCGGACCACGUGAGCGGCCCCGGAGCGAGAAAGGGCGGACCACGGCGGACCACGUGAGCGGCCCCGGAGCGAGGAAGGGCGGACCACGUGAGCGGCCCCGGAGCGAGCAAGGGCGGACCGCAUGCACAGCCCCGGAGCGAGGAAGGGCGGACCGCGUGAGCGGCCCCAGAGCGAGGAAGGGCGGACCACCCCCGGAGCGAGGAAGGGCGGACCGCGUGAGCGGCCCCAGAGCGAGGAAGGGCGGACCACCCCCGGAGCGAGGAAGGGCGGACCGCGUGAGCGGCCCCAGAGCGAGGAAGGGCGGACCACGUGAGCGGCCCCGGAGCGAGAAAGGGCGGACCGCAUGCACAGCCCCGGAGCGAGGAAGGGCGGACCGCGUGAGCGGCCCCAGAGCGAGGAAGGGCGGACCACGUGAGCGGCCCCGGAGCGAGCAAGGGCGGACCGCGUGA